GAAAUUGGUCCAGGUGACAUUUGUCAAAGUCAGCAUAAAAAUUGCUAACCUGCUCUUUGAGCAGUUUGAGUGGAGGUUUUUUUAUAGAAUAAAUGAAAAUAUAUUGCAUCGCUAGAAAUACAUAUAAAUAAUUCAAAGAUCUCAUGAAAUAUAUUUACAUUUCAAGUGUAUAUUUAAGAUCGGCAUAAGUUAAUUUUUGGGUAGGUAGUGAGCACCGGUGAAAUUGUGAUCAUGGCGAACCCGUCAUCAGGCGUUGUGGUUCCUAGAAAUUUUCGACUUCUAGAAGAACUUGAGCAAGGUCAGAAGGGAGUGGGCGACGGCACAAUUUCUUGGGGUCUCGAAAGCGAUGAUGAUAUGACCCUGACUCACUGGACUGGCAUGAUAAUUGGUCCUCCAAGGACUCCUUAUGAAAAUAGGAUGUAUUCUCUUAAAAUUGAAUGUGGAACUCGAUACCCAGAUGAACCUCCUACUGCUCGAUUCAUUUCUAGAAUCAACAUGAACUGUGUCAACAGCCAGACUGGUCUUGUGGAUAACAGGCAAGUUCCAAUUCUCGCAAGAUGGCAACGUGACUAUACUAUCAAGACAGUUCUUCAAGAACUGAGACGUCUUAUGACUCUUAAAGAAAAUAUGAAGCUUUCUCAGCCCCCAGAGGGAAGCACUUUUUAGUUAUUCACAUAAUAAACAUGUUUUAAUAACCCAAUCUGCUCCUACUUUGCUAAAUUUUAGGAUAUUAUAUUACAUUCAUUUUUAUAAGUCCAAUAAUAUUAUAGUUAUUAAUAUGUGGCAUAGUUUUCAGUAAUGUUAAAUAUGCUAGUAUGUGUAAUAUUUGUCUUCAUGCAUUUAUUGUAAUUUUUU
Molecule: messenger RNA, 855 nt
Organism: Vanessa tameamea
Lineage: Eukaryota; Metazoa; Arthropoda; Insecta; Lepidoptera; Nymphalidae
Gene: Uev1A
Product: ubiquitin-conjugating enzyme E2 variant 2
Exons: 4
Coding region: 232-666 (144 amino acids)
Biological process (GO): protein K63-linked ubiquitination; DNA damage tolerance
Cellular component (GO): nucleus
Source: RefSeq, a predicted model, not a curated record